GCACUUCCGGUUCCGCUUACAACAAACUCGAAUCCCGCGCUGCUCAAAGACUCUGUUUAGAAUAAAACUGAGAGAAAGGAGUGCAUUUUACAAAUGGAUCAUGAAACUGAAUUAGAAUCGGUUCACCUUACAGAAAAAUACCCAAAUAAUUGUAUUGAUUCUGACCAACAGGACUCCACUAGCCAAACAGCUACAGAUGAAGCAAUCACCAAUCAACCACAGUCAUUCAUAUUGUUAGAUCCUUCGAUACACGCACUUGAGAAUGUUUGGUCUUUAACAGACGAAAAUCAAGUUGUAAUUCAUAAAUAUAAUUUGAGGAAGAAUGAAAUAAUUGACGAAGAGGCUGAGCAUAGAUAUGAAAUAAUUGAUGUUUCAAAAAAAAUUCUUAUCCGAGAUAAAAAACUAUUAAUUGAAAUGAUAAAUCCUAAUAGUAAUCUCUUCAUGUGCCUUGGAACAUCGUGUUCACCUUGUAAACGUUGCAAUUUCAAAAGCGUUGUUUACUGUCCCCCUGGAAAUAUAAUCGGUUAUAUUGUUAGGCAAAGAUCUUGCUGCUUACAAGAAUUUGAAUUACUUAACAGUGAAAAUAGUCCUUUGCUAACAAUAAAGGGCUGUCCUAGGGAUUUACAAGUAUAUCCCCCAAACCUUUCUGGAAGCCUUGGUAGGAUAUCUGCUCGAUGGUGGAGAGGUAUAAUGCACGAGGUUAGAAGAUCUGAAAAUGAUUUAGGAGUUACUUUUCCUUUAGAUCUUGAUAUUCGAGUGAAGAUACUACUUAUUUGCUCUGCAUUCUGCAUUGACUGGAUAUAUCCAGAGCAUACCACAAAUCGACAUAGGUGGCAAGAUGGAGAAACGAUUCCAAAAGUUCAGGAAAAUGCGGUUGAAAAGAAAACUGAGGAAACAAUUAAAUAG
Dimorphilus gyrociliatus is the source of this 906-nucleotide messenger RNA. The record is from the annotation of a GenBank genome assembly. Lineage: Eukaryota; Metazoa; Annelida; Polychaeta; Dinophilidae.